Molecule: messenger RNA, 1954 nt
Organism: Ipomoea triloba (trilobed morning glory)
Lineage: Eukaryota; Viridiplantae; Streptophyta; Magnoliopsida; Solanales; Convolvulaceae
Product: glucan endo-1,3-beta-glucosidase 12-like
Exons: 4
Coding region: 431-1504 (357 amino acids)
Source: RefSeq, a predicted model, not a curated record
ACGACACAUCAUAUUCUCUCUUCUCUUUUACUUUCUCUCUCUUUUCUUUCCCUCUCCCCCACCUUUAUCUUCAUCACCUUUCCCUCCCCCUACCCCUACCUUCAUUGUCUUGGGGAGUGUUACUGUUAAGUCGGCGUCACAUUAGAUCAACAUCUGAGAUUGCCUUUUAUAUAUAUAUAUAUAUGUAACGAAGCACAACUCAACUGAUUGAGUAAUUUAAAGUUUUGCUUCGUUGAUAAUUACAAGGUGCAGAGUUCAAACGAAUUGAAGUUGGUUUAUAUAACAUCACAUCCUUCCCCCACCCAAGAUUUUUCUCCCCAAGCUAUCAGAUCAGAUCCUUUUUCAUGCUGUGAUUGUCAUUAAGAUUGAAAUUCUUCGAUUUGGAUCUCUUUCUCAUCAAGCUAUAGCGUAGACACCCAAAGUCACUGUAAUGGCUACAGGAGGGGCUUCCCAAUUUUUCUUCUUAUUGUGUCUUCUCAUUUCCUGCUCGUAUGGGGCAUCUUCUGCAAGUAUAAACUUUGAUGAACACACAGAUCUUAAAAGGGAAAAGCAGCAGGUGCAGGCAUUCCAUUUGUCCAGAAAAGAUAUGCAAAACUAUGUUCCAGCCUGGGUAAAUCCAAUGAAUCAUGAUCAGCUAAUGGGUGAUCCAUCAACACCUACAACGCCAGUUACCAACCCUGUCACAACACCUCCGGCGGCCAAUUUACCUCCGGCGGGAAUUGUCACCGUCCCGGCCACAACCCCAACCCCGUCGGCUCAGACGCCACCCAACCCAGUUUCUAGCCCUCUACCUGUCCCCUCCACAAACCCAAAUCCAGUGAACACACCACUUCCUGCCGUCACUAAUCCUGUCACAACACCCUCCGGCGGAGGCUUUCCUGUCACGCCGCCUGCUGCGGCAACCAAUGCGCCGCCUGUUUCCGGGGGGCAGAGCUGGUGCGUGGCGAGGAGUGGAGUGCCGGAGAUUACGCUGCAAUCUGCGCUGGAUUAUGCUUGCGGGAUUGGCGGUGCGGAUUGUUCAGGCAUUCAGCAGAGUGGGAGCUGCUACAACCCAAAUUCUCUGCAGAAUCAUGCCUCUUUUGCAUUUAACAGCUAUUAUCAGAAGAAUCCCCUGCCCACUAGCUGUGACUUCGGGGGGACUGCCAUCGUUACUAGUACAAAUCCAAGCUCUGGUUCUUGUGUUUACCCAACAUCAGGAUCAUCUUCAUCUUCUUCAUCACCGCUCACACAAAAUCCAACUCCAUCAGCUCCGAUCACGACGCCCACUACAACUCCAACCACAACUUCAUCAUCUGGAACAGGAUUAUUGCCUGACUCGGGCACACCACCAACAUUGUUAAAUGCAAGCAAUCCUGUGCCUGGAGGGGAAAUGCCUGGCUUGGGAGGUGCCAUUCCUCUUGGAAACACCUCCACAAUAUCCAUGUCGCCCAUUCUGCAACCCUUUGUUGGCUACAUCUUUCUGCUGGCAUCCAUCUGUACUGGGACACUUGCCCUCAAAAUCUGAGGAGUCCCUAAUUACCAAACUGGAUCUAAUUGGCUUUCAAGCUAGCUAGCUAUAUGUACAGUUCCGUUGGAUCGGAGGAGAACAUCAAGCUAAGGUUUAGAGAUCAGAGCUAUACCUUUAUACCAUCCCACUUCUGUUCACAAGUUAGUACACUUUGAUUCAAGCCCCUUAGACUACAUGCACAUCUUUCAUAUUUUAGUGCUUAAUAUUACUAGAUUAUGAAAUAGGUUAUUACUAGAUUCAUGGUUUAAAUGGAGUUGUGUAAAUCAAAUUCUUGUUUCAUUUCUUUCUCUCUCUCUCCUUGAUCUGGAAAGAAGAUAUUACAAUGGUUUAAUUAAAUCCCAUGCCUCGGCUCUCAGGAGUCAAGAACAUCACUCCUGACUCCUCAACUUGCCACAAUAUUUUAAGCAAGCAUUCAUCAAAUUAAGAUUAUUAUAGGUUUCAGGAUGA